Messenger RNA from Rhizopus microsporus ATCC 52813, 2292 nucleotides. Its product is annotated as Cullin-domain-containing protein. Lineage: Eukaryota; Fungi; Mucoromycota; Mucoromycetes; Mucorales; Rhizopodaceae. The record is from RefSeq and is a predicted model, not a curated record. Gene Ontology annotation, cellular component: SCF ubiquitin ligase complex. Gene Ontology annotation, biological process: SCF-dependent proteasomal ubiquitin-dependent protein catabolic process; protein ubiquitination. The coding region runs from base 1 to 2292 and encodes 763 amino acids. The transcript has 6 exons. Gene Ontology annotation, molecular function: ubiquitin protein ligase binding.
AUGUUCACUACUUCAGACAGCAAGACUAAAAGACUAUGCUUACAGAGGAAGCCUAUCAACUUUGAGGAACAUUUCUCACAGUUGAUUGACAUGCUUAACGGCAUUUAUUCAUUUUCUCAGAAACAACCUGAAAUUAAGGGAAUGACGAUAAUCGUCUAUGACCUCUGUGUAGCUUCUCCAAGGUCUUUCUCUGACAAGGUGUUCUCUGGAAUAGCAGAAUAUAUUGAUGCACAUACAGUUAAUCAGUGCAGAUUCAUACUAUCUCACGAUGAUGUCGUUACAGCAUAUGCAAAUACAUUCGAACGAUUCGCUCUAGCUGCAGAAUAUAUGUCUAGAGGAUGCUGUUACCUGGAUCGUAUCCACAGCACUAGUCAACUCAAUCGAGGUGGAAAAUACAAAAAGCAAAACGUGGAGGCUGUUGCUUUAUUACUCUGGAAGAACAAUGUACUGUUUACGAUCAGAGACAAGUUUCAAAAUAAGCUGUUCUAUCAAGUAUUUGAAUGGAUUCGACAGGAUAGAAACGGGAUUGAGGCGCCUCAUAAUAUCAUCAAGUCAGUCGUUACAUCACUUGUGCAGGUAAACGCAUUUACAGAUCAACCACUACAACUCUAUAUCGAGGAAUUUGAGCGACCCUAUCUUGUUCACACAAAACGAUACUAUGCAGCUGAGGCUGCUAGAGAAAUCGCAACAGGAAGCAUCAGUCAUUUUAUGAAACAAGCUAAUCAUCGUCUUCAGCAAGAGAUUAUACGAAACAACCAGUACUGUCAUUCAACUUCCCAUGGAAGGAUUGUAAGAGAAUUUGAAGCACAGUACAUCAUGGCUUAUCAAGAUCGUAUUGUCGAUGAGUUUGAAGACAUGUUGAAAGAUGAAAGAUUUGAAGAUUGUACCUUGGCCUAUAAGCUCUUGAGCCGUAUACCGGAUGGUUUGAAGUCAGUGUUAGAGAUUUAUGAAAAUUACAUUACAAAGUUAGGCAAGGAAUUGCUCUCACAGUUAGGAUCAAGCACAGUAAAGAACCCUAAAUCUUAUGUCGAUCAGCUACUUGUAUUACAUAAAAAGUAUUAUCAAGUCAAUCAACAAGUGUUUGAAUCACAGCCUCUAUUUACAGCCGCAACAGAUAAAGCAUUCAGAGUGAUCGUGAAUGACUCAUCCUUUUCAAGUGGGCCAGAAACACUUGCACGUUAUUGUGAUAUGAUGUUAAAGAGAAAUACUGCGAAAAAGGAGAUGGGUGUAGCUGGUCAGCGAAAGAGAUUGAAGAAAGAUGUUGAGGAUGAUCAAGAGGAUCAAGAGGAGCGCGUCAUGAAGAUGAUUACUCUAUUUAAAUACGUGGAUGAUAAAGAUGUAUUUCAAAAGUUUUACUCUAGAAUGUUGGCUAAGCGUUUAAUUUAUAAUGCUUCAUCAUCUGAAGAACUGGAAAUCAACAUGAUUAAUCGAUUGAAAGAGAUAUGUGGCGUGGAAUACACCAGUAAACUGAACAAGAUGUUUACAGAUAUAUCCCUAAGCAGUGAUUUGAACAGCAAGUUUAAGGCUUACUUAAAGGAAAAUAAGUUCCAGGCUCAAGGUACUGUGGAAGCACUUGUAUUGACAGCUGGUGCAUGGCCACUCAAUCAAAAGGAAGACACGACGACUGCUACAAAUAAGCUACUGAUUCCUUCAAGUCUUGAAAACAACAUUACAUGGUUUGAAAACUUUUACAACAGCCACUAUAGUGGCAGAAAGUUGCUCUGGCAAUGGAAUCUGACAAGAGGUGAAGUACGUGUGAAUCAUUGUGAUAAGAAUUAUGAACUUCAAGUGAGCCUGUAUCAGAUGGUCUUGCUUUUACUCUUUAAUGAACAUAAAUGUAUGACAUUGAAGGAUAUCAUGAACCGUUCUGGAUUGAACCUUGGAGAUACCAUGCGUAGUUUACGACCACUCAUCGAAAUACGGCUACUCGAUGCAGUGGAUGGAUUGGAUGAGGAUAGUGAAAUCAAAGUGAAUACCUCAUUUACAAACAAAAGAACGAAAAUAAAGCUUAGUACUACAGCUACGCAACAACAGAAUGAUAAUCAACAAGAAAGUCAAGCAGCCAGGAAAUCAGUAGAGGAAGAUCGAAGAAUGUAUAUACAAGCUGCUAUUGUCCGCAUCAUGAAGUCGAGACAAACACUGACACAUGUACAACUUAUACAAGAAAUCCUAGAUCAAUCCAGCUUUAGGUUUUCUCCUUCAGUCUCUUUGAUCAAAAAAUGCAUUGAACAACUUUUAGAGAAGCAAUUUAUUGCCAGGCAAGAUAGAGAUUGCUAUGUAUAUGUUGCGUAG